Molecule: messenger RNA, 7867 nt
Organism: Metopolophium dirhodum (rose-grain aphid)
Lineage: Eukaryota; Metazoa; Arthropoda; Insecta; Hemiptera; Aphididae
Product: histone acetyltransferase KAT6B-like
Exons: 15
Coding region: 787-7317 (2176 amino acids)
Biological process (GO): nucleosome assembly; regulation of DNA-templated transcription
Cellular component (GO): nucleosome; MOZ/MORF histone acetyltransferase complex
Molecular function (GO): histone acetyltransferase activity; DNA binding
Source: RefSeq, a predicted model, not a curated record
CCACUAUAUAGCGUCAUACACUACACCGUAUCCGCCGCCGCCGCCGCCAGCGUACGAACAGAAACGGCGAGAGACCCCGUACGGCCGUACUGCGCGUACCCCGUUGAGCCGCCGCGUCAGUAACAGCGAGCGAGCGUGCGCAUGUCCUCUCGCGCGCGUCCAGAUGUCCUACAAACAACAAACGAGUAUUACGGUCGGGAAACUCGAAGCACUGCUAACUAUGAAAUGAUAUUAUAAUUAUUUUACAAACUACGACGUGCGGUAAAUACGAAAACGCAGCUAAACCUACAAUAAGACUUCGUUUCGAUACUCCGUCGUCCUUUGUCGAUCGCGCGCGAAAAAUCGUUGGGGCUGCAUCGCGUAACGGCUUUAGGGCGCUCGCUUUGAUAAGUAUUCGACCUUUGCGUCUUUUUCAGUCGGUUGAUAGUGUGUCGUACGCCGCCGCCGUCGCCGUUUGUACGCGGUGGACGCCGACGACGACGACGAUUGUGAACGGACCUUCCGGUUCGUCGCCGCCGCCGAGCGUGUGUGUUUCGAACGACCAACGAGUGUCGGCGCGUGCGUGCGAGCGAGCGACAAUAAUAAUAAUAGUAAUAUCAUUUAAUAUUAUGUGCAAUAAAGCCGCUGCAACUACAACUACGCGGACGGUCGGCGGUGUUGUUGCGGACCAGACCGAUUAUCGUUAUUGCGCAGUUGCGGUGCCGGUCGUCGAAUAACAAGGAGAUCGUUUCGUCAGACGCUUUCGUAAUGGACAUUUGCCCGUCGCCGAAACGUUAAGCUUGAAAAAUGAAGGAAAAAGAGAACACCAGUGUAAGUUUCUCCCAAUGGCAGACAUGGGUUUUGGAAGCAGUAAAUAAAAUUCGUGGCCAAAAGCAGCGACCAUCCUUAGAACGUAUUGUAAAUGCAAUACGUCAGCAUCACCGUUACCCCAUAGGAGACAUUGAAACACAAGUUGAACGAUGUGUGGAAAGUGGUGCUGUGUUGAAAGUGUUCAACAAAGGCCAAAAUACUUAUAUGAACCCUGGUGGCACUGCAAAUCGUAAACUGGUUAUUAAUGCAGAUACUGAUUUAACUAAGAUUGUGGUGAAAGUAGUUGGCCAAUUAGAUGAAGAGGGUUCAUCUUAUAAAAACAUUGAUCGUUACAUUCAACAUGCCUAUUCUAUAGAACUCAAAAAUGAAGCAUGUGACUUGACUUCAUUACUUAAGUCAACAUUGACCAAAGCAGUUGAUAAGGGUUUAUUGGUGUUGGAUGGAAAAUUAUAUAGGUUACCUGUUAGUCCAGAUUCCACAACAUCAUUGAUUGGUACACCAGUCUUAAAAUAUAGUUCUGGAAGAAAAGCACGAUUGCUUAAAGUAGAUUCAAAUGAAAUUGAAACUACCCCCCGUAGAGCGGGAAGAAAAAGAAAAAAGAUAUCAGUUUGUGAUACUAGUUCACUGACUGAUAAUGAAGCUAGUGACAAAGAGUUAAAUAAAGCUUCCAGGAAUAUCUGUGCUGAUUGUUUAGGUACAUCGGCAAGAAACCACUGCGGUGAAGCGGAAUCGUUAAAACAAUGCAGAGGUGGUUGUGGUGUUUCAUUGCAUCCAUCCUGUUUAGCUAUUAAAUGUAGUGGUCCUUUGACUACUCUGUUAGCUCGUGGUUCUCGGUGGUUUUGUCAGGACUGUAGAACAUGCUCAGCAAUACCAUCGUGUUCAGUGACUGAACAUAUGUUUUUAUUAAACUGUGAUACAUGCGAUCGAGGUUAUCAUAUGCAAUGUCUACAACCUCCGGUUGUGGAUAAACCAAAAUCGGCAUGGCGAUGUUCAUUUUGCUUAGAUCAUCACGACACCACCAUUUCUAUGGAGGUAGAACCAUUUGAAGAGCGUAGGGGUAGAAAAAAGUCAAGUCUUAAAAACCAAAGGUCUAGUCGUGGUCGAAGUCAACACUUAAAGAUGCAAGAUCUCAAGCUAGGAACACCAUCCACUUCAAGUUCAAUGAAUCAACGUGAUGUCACGGAAGACGGUAAUGUCUCCUCUCCUGACUCCUCGGCUCCCCCCUCUCCCGUUCCGAUUAGUGGCAGUGUGCGGCGGGACACUGCUAUCUCCAAGGAGAAAGCAAAAUUCUUUAGGCAAAGUGCUGCGUUUAAUGCGCGAGGUGUGAACGGGAGAGGAUCUGGUGUGCCGAAAGUCAAUGCCCCCUUAAACAAGCGCCUUAGUUCUAGCAGCAGUGACAGCUCUAGCAGCUCGAGUUCAAGCUCGAGCAGCCGGAGUCGCAGCAGCAGUUCAAGUAGCACAACCAGUAGCUCUAGUGAUAGUAGUAACAGCUCUAGCAGCAGUAGUAGCAGCAGUGCGCAUGCUUGUUCUCUUUCUGUGCGUCCAAGCCGGCCCAUAUUUCCUCUCCCAAAAUGUCUCGCCGCAAGGAAUGCCGAUUUUAACAAAAGUCCUUCAAAUGUGUCCUCUAAAAGUUGUAAUUCAACAUCUGAGUCUGCUCAAUCCUCUAAAAAGAAUGAACAUCAUUUAAAAAUAAGUGACAAGUUGAAUGAUCCUAGUGGCAUAAAAAAAAUUGAUAAAAUAAAUGAUAAUCAAUCUAAAGUAACCCCUAAAGUAUUAUUAAGAGCACCAAAACUAAUUGCUAAAGUGAAUUGUUCACAGCCUAAAAUUUUUCCACUUUCACAUUCCAAAUCAGAUAGUUCAGAUUCACCUAUUUCUCUGUUCAAACAAUUAUUGAUAGAGAAUUCAGAUAAACCAUGGGGGUUUGCGGCUUUGGCUGCCAAAGCUCCCAUUGAACCUAUAAAACCCGAAGUCUGUAAUAGUAAAAAAGAUAAACCUAUUGCUGGGUUUAUUCAACUGAAAGGUUUAUUUGAUGGGUUAAGUCAUUUCUAUUCAACACCAUUACAAUCUCGUACUCGACCUCGAAAUGAUAAAGAUCCAAAAUUAUCCAGUAAAUCUGACCCAAAAGUCACCUCUGCUGAUAAAAAGCUUAAAAUACCAGACAAACAUCAAUCUCCUAGUUUUUUGGUUAAGUCAGCUGUAUCAUCUAAACUGAUGGAAACUAGAGAAGUAGCAGGAAUAGAGGGUGAUAAAAUGCUUAAUAAUGAUAAAUCCUUAGACAUUUCUCCUUCCGCCUUCCGUGACCAUCUGUCCGUGCCGACGAUACGUCCAGUCACCCGUUCCGUAUUAGAAAAUAUGAGCCGCCUUGUUGCAUCAGACUUACCAUCUGGCGUUUUACAUGAGGAUGUCGAAAUCUAUAAGGAGACAAGAACACGAGCAAUGAAUAGUACAAUUCAAGCUCCCGAGUUCAUUACGUCUAAUCAUCCCGUAAGAUGUCCUGCUGCAAUUCAAUUUGGUAAAUAUGAAGUGGAGACAUGGUUUUCAUCUCCUUUUCCACAAGAGUAUGCUAGACUUCCGAAAUUGUUCCUUUGUGAGUUUUGUUUGAAAUACACUAAGAGUAAAUCGGUUUUGGAAAGACAUAUGCACAACUGUAACUGGAGACACCCGCCAGCUACUGAAAUAUAUCGACGUGGAAAUCUGAGUGUUUUUGAAGUUGAUGGAAACGCCAAUAAAAUUUAUUGCCAAACAUUAUGUCUAUUAGCAAAAUUAUUUUUGGAUCAUAAAACUUUGUACUAUGAUGUUGAGCCUUUCUUAUUUUAUGUUCUGACAAAAAAUGACGGUUUUGGCUGUCAUUUGGUUGGUUACUUUUCAAAAGAAAAACAUUGUCAACAAAAAUAUAAUGUAUCUUGUAUCUUAACUAUGCCUCAGUAUCAAAGACAAGGGUUUGGACGAUUCCUUAUUGAAUUCAGUUAUCUUCUAUCAAAAAUUGAAGGGCAACCAGGAACACCAGAGAAACCUCUUUCCGACUUGGGUCAAGUAUCAUAUCAUGCAUAUUGGAAAGCUGUUAUAUUAGAAUAUUUAGACAAACACAGAGACAGUAACUCUAUUUGUAUUAAUGAUAUUAGCAGUAAAACUGGUUUAAUGAGACAUGAUAUUACAUAUACUUUACAAUCUCUCAACAUGGUCGUUGAAAUUUGUGAAAAAUUGACUAUUUGUAUCGACUGGAACAUCGUAGAUACUCAUUUAAACAGGAAAAAUUCAUCUAAACAAAUUCCUAUUGAACCAGAAUGUUUAAGAUGGACUCCUCUAAUGCCAGCAUCCAAUUUAUUAGUUUCGCCAGAUGACAAAGAUAACCAAGAUUUUGAAGAACCUCUUCCAAUAAAAAUUGAAAUAAUCAAAAGUCCAAUUAAAAAGAAGCGCAUUACAAGAAGAAUGCCAAUGAUAAAGAGACGUAGGAAAAUGGAUAAGAAUAAGCGUAGGUGUUUAUAUGGUGCAGAAAAGAAACCUAAUUCUAUUCAAUCUAUUGAAACCACAAUAAGCCUAGUUGAAGAAGAGCCAACUGUGAAAAAACAUAAAAACGGACGAAUAAUCAACAUAAAAAUAGAAGAAACAAUCGACCAUUCAACUGAUGAAAAGUCUGAGUCAAAAUGUAAAUAUGCUGACAAAUCUACUAAAAAAGAUAAAAUGAUAGAAAAAUCUAAGGAAGAGUGCAUUGAAGAUGUCAAAGUAGAAAUAUCAAAUACUAAAUCUUCAGCCAAAACCAAACAAAGUUCAAUCACAAAUUUCCUUAAGCGUGUAAAUCCAGAUACAAAAGUUACUGUUAUUCCUCAAAAGAAGAAAAGAAAGUUGCCUCGAGGUAGAUCACGUAAAAGACAAAGAUCCAAAAACCAGAAUGACAACACCGAACCUAAAGCCAAGAAAGUUCGAAAGAUUGAACCAGAGUCACUUGAAAUUGAAUCUAUUGAUGAAAAUAUAGAACUACAGCCUGUGAAGAAUGAGAACACUGAUGAACUGGACAAUGGCGAUGAGCUGGACAAUGGUGAUGAACCUGACAAAGGUGGUGAACUGGACAAUGUAGAUGAUCUUAACAGUAAAAAUGUAGAGGAAAAACAGGAAAACAAAGAAAUAUCUGAAAAAUAUGACGAAGGAGAAAAAGAAAAUUUACUCAAAAUCAACGAUCAGAGUCCAGAAAACCUAAUUGAAGAAAAAGAAGAUAAAUAUACAAAGUUUGAAGAAGAAACUCCAAUAGAUGAUAAUAUAGAACAAAUAGAUACUGAUGUAUUGGUUGAAAAAUCAAAAAAUGUCAUAGCUGAAUGUUCAAAAAAGAACACAGAUUUCAAGGCUGAUGAGAUAACUGUUGAAAAUAUAAUUUGUUCUAAGACUAAUGGUGAUAAUAUUGCAAAUUCCCAGGAGGAAGAACUCGAACAACACCAAAAUAAAUUAGAUAGUAAAGUUAAUGCCGUCGAAGUAUUAACUAACAAUGACAUUCUAAAACGUCCUAAUGACAGAGAGUCUUAUAAUGUAGUCGAUAUAUGUAAUGAUGUUCCUAAAAGAAAACUAUCAGAAUCUGAGAAAGAAACUUCUAACAAUGCUGUAGAAUUUACAUGCAACUUAGAGAAGUCUCAAAAAUCUAUUGUGGAUAAUGUAAUAUUAGAAAACCCUAAAGUACAACCUUCUAAUAAUAUUUUGCCUCUGGAUAUAAGGCAAAAUGAAAAUGUGCCAAAUAAUUAUGACAAGACAAAUCUUCUUCAAACUGAAACAAAGCAAUACAAUGACCAAGUUGUUUUAUCUAGUAAAUUUAAAUCUGAUUCUGUGGAGACUGAUAUAAGAAUGUUUAAUAAUCCAGCAGCAUGCAAUAAUUUUCCCAAAAUAGAUAUUACUGUACAGCCUCCAAUGUCUUCUAUCACUGAUAAACAGUACAGUGGUUGUUCGAUGGUUACAAAUGAUUAUUGUAAACCAUUGUCAGAUUCAUCAUUGAUGUCAAAUGUUAAACAGUAUGGUGGUGAACCUUUGCCAAAUGAAUACAUUAAAUCAGGCACAGUAGUACUUCCAAAUCCAAAACAAUAUGGCGAGGCUUUAUUAAAUGAAUAUGGAAAAUUGGACAUGCAUCAGUCAGAUAUAAACAAGCAAAUGUACAAUAAAGAAGAUUCUGUUGAGUAUAUAAAAAACUUGCAAGUUAUCCCAACACCCAUUAAUAGUUCACAAGACGUGUUUAAGGUCGUUGAGCAAUCAAAACCUAAAGUUUCUGAAAAAAAUUAUUCUUCAAUUGUUGCUGACCACACAAUAGUUGUGCCUAAAUACGACAAUGUCAAACAUGAGAAGCAGUCUAAAAGAACUACACCUUCGCCAAAAACUGUGCCAUAUCGUUUGCCCACUGAAGUGCCACAAGUAGAUAAAUCACGAUUACAUGAAUACUUGCCUACAAUGGGGUUUCUCAACUAUCAAAAGAUUAAUAAUUCUAUAGCUAUGGGCCAUCCAGAUAUUUCUAAAACAAAGGACAUGUACGCAGACAAAAAAACUGAUGCUGUUAACAUGAACUUACCCAAAGACAAAGAAGUAAUGAACUUGCCCAAGACUAUGGACAACAGUCUUUUGUAUUCAUCUGUUAUGCAACAAUCACCUUACACAGACCAAUCUAUGAUGCACUUAUCGCUCCAUCAUCAUUUGGCUCAUUCAUCUCAGUAUCAUCACACUCCACCUGUACCUGCUCAGGUACCGCCUCCGGUUCAUCAGACUAAAUCUCGGAAUAAAAAAAGCGAACAAAGGAGAUUGGCUCAACAGAACCAGACGCCUGUUGCACCGUCUACUCAACAACCCACCCCAUCACCAAUACCUAGCCACACACAAUCAUAUCACCAUCACCAUCAAACAGCUACAUACAUGAUGCCACAGCCAUCACCCUCUAGUCCCUAUCAUCAUUCCGUGAUCCAGCACCGAAUGGGUCAACAAGCAGGCUCAUGUUCGUCUGCUGAUUUUUACUUGUCACAUUCUAACCAACACGCAGUUGCUGCAGCUGCACAGAUGGCAUCGUGCAACCUGUCCAAACUUCAACAAAUGACAAAUGGAUUGGAUCACCACCGCAGGCAUAUAUCUUCACCUGCAUCAUCACCAGCCUCUUCCCCUGCCAAUAUGACUCCACCACCUCCUGCUGCAUCUGCAGCCGCCGCACACUUGCUCCAACAGUCUGCGGUUGCUUAUCAUAAAUUGUACCAACAGGCGGGUCAGACCAAUCAGUCACGGCAGUAUGGACAUCAAACACGUGCUUCUUCGGCGACACCAAACGUUGGUCUUAUGACAAUGCAGUAUGGUGCGCCACCUCCUUUUAACGGUUACAGGGUAGCGUCGCAAUCCACUCCACCGCCAUCUGCUGCGAGUUAUAUGAACCAGACACCUGGACAACUACAGUACACGACGCAUACACAAGAUCCACACCAUCAGAAUAGUGUAUACCCCACUUCGGCAUACAACGGCUCGUAUUUACAACCUCUAAACGGGUCCAUGCAUAGAUAAUCUCUUGUUAUAUUAUUAUUUUUAUUAUUAACUUUUUUUUUAUAUUAAUUAUGAUUAAAAGUCUGUUAUUCACCAUAAUUAACAUAAUAUACUUUUAUAUAAAAAUACGAAAAGGAAGAAGAAAAAAAUGUUACCAGUUUGUUAUAUUAAGAUGAAAACUACAACACAAAAUUUCAUUUUAUACCAUAAGAAAAGUGCAUUUUCAACGGGUCGAUUCUUAUCUUUAAGUUAUGUUAGUUCACAAACAGUAUUUUUUUUUUAGUUGUGUAUGCUACGCAUUAUUUUUAUUUUUUUAUUUUUCACAACAAUUUGUAUUUAUUUUAUUAUUAUUUUUUCUUUCUGUUGAUUGUUGAGAUCAAUAUUUAAACAUUACAAUUCAAAAAAAUGUUAAAGGAACGGGUACGUCAAGUUUUUAUUGUACAAAGUUCAAAGAAUUUCCCUAGUCUGUAAGUACAUUUUAAAACACUUGAAAGUCUAGUUUCAGCUUGUUAUUUAUUUUUUUCUACUGUAAUUGUAUAAAAAUAUACAUAACUAAUUUAUUAAAAAUUAA